GGAGAGGGGAGGGGGCGGCUUUGUGAGAAUCAAAAAGACAUAACAGAGAAUCGGGAGAAAGAGAGAGAAGUAAUAAUGGGUCCUCAUGGAGAUGAAUCAAGUGACAUCGAGAAAUCUGAGGAGAGUCGUCCUAGUCGACCAAUCUCCACAGUCGUCUUCGUCAUCGCUAUGCAAGCGGAGGCUCAACCUUUGGUCAACAAGUUUGGACUCUCUGAAACCAUUUCUGAUUCUCUGGUUGGUGGUAAAGGAUUGCCAUGGGUUCUGUAUCAAGGCUUUCAUAAAGAUCUUCAUAUCUAUGUUGUCUGCCCCGGCAAAGAUCCUGCUUCAGGGGUUGAUAGUGUUGGAACUGUUCCAUCUUCUCUCGUUACCUUUGCUUCUAUCCAAGCUUUAAAACCUGAUCUUCUUAUCAAUGCCGGUACCUGCGGUGCCUUUAAGGUUAAAGGAGCCAACAUUGGCGAUGUAUUCCUUGCCUCUGAUGUUGUCUUCCACGACCGUAGAAUACCUAUCCCUAUGUUUGAUCUGUAUGGAGUUGGUCUACGUCCGGCAUUCUCAACCCCCAAUCUCCUCAAGGAACUCAGUUUGAAGAUUGGCAGGUUAUCUACCGGUGACUCGUUGGAUAUGUCCACACAAGAUGAAACAUUGAUCAUUGCCAAUGAUGCGACUAUCAAGGACAUGGAGGGUGCUGCUGUUGCGUACGUUGCUGAUCUUUUGAAAGUGCCAGUAAUAUUCUUAAAAGCAGUGACUGAUCUGAUCGACGGAGACAAACCAACGGCAGAAGAAUUCUUGCAGAACUUGGCACUUGUGACCUCUGCGCUAGAAGAAAAUGCCACUAAUGUCAUCAACUUCAUCAAUGGGAAAAGCCUUUCAGACCUCUAAUUCUGUACUUUUGUGUUUUCUUUUACCAAGCAAACCAGGCUUGAUUCUUCAAGAUACUAUAAUCUCAUUUCUGGUGAUUACACUUCUCCACAAUAUCGACUUCAGUUUUUGAGACAUGCCCUUGUUUUGUUUCAAGUGUUCUAUCAAUUUGGCCAUGGCCAUCUUUUAGGUUUGCUA
Messenger RNA from Eruca vesicaria subsp. sativa (arugula), 1053 nucleotides. The record is from the annotation of a GenBank genome assembly. NCBI's taxonomy places the organism in Eukaryota, Viridiplantae, Streptophyta, Magnoliopsida, Brassicales, Brassicaceae.